GCAAGGAACGCACACACACACAGAGCAGCGCUGAGCAUCGCCGAGCAACACAGAGCUCUAUCCUCCUGCGGACGCUCACACACACGAGCCGGCGGCUUCUCCCCUCCAACCGUGCCUCUGUGUGCACAUCACAGCAUGAAUAUUUAUUUCAAUUUGAGAGGGACAGUUAAGAGGCCAGUAGCAGAGGACAGAGCUGUUCCAGAGGCAGCAAUGAACCCGCCACGCCGAUCAUCAAGUUCCCAUGAUGUCAGGCCCUCCACUGAGUCCCUGCAGAUGAACAACAGCAGCAACUCUGGUGUUAUUCUGGACAUCUCGGCUCUCAAGAUGGCGGAGGUGGAUUCAGAGGUGCCUCCACUUCCACCGCGCUACCGCUUCAGGGACCUGCUUCUGGGAGACCAGACAUUUCCGAAUGAUGACAGGGUGCAGGUGGAGUUCUACGUGAAUGAAAACACCCUCAAGGAGAGGCUGAAGCUUUUCUUCAUCAAAAACCAAAGGUCAAGCCUGAGAAUUCGCCUGUUCAACUUCUCUCUGAAGAUUCUCACCUGUGUCCUGUACAUUGUGAGAGUGUGCCUGGAUAACCCCAAGGAGGUCAACUACAACCCAUGCAGCACAAUAUGUCUCAACACGAGUUGGACCAAUACAGCAGAGUCGGAACACAUCAAUUGGGAUCUGAUUUUCUGGGUGCAGAGACGGGAGUCUCUUUGGGCGAUACAGGUGACAGUGGCCUUAAUCGGUUUCUUGGAGACCAUGCUUAUCACAUAUCUCAGCUACAAGGGGAACAUUUGGGAGCAGAUCUUCAAGAUAUGCUUCAUAUUGGAGAUGAUCAAUACAGUGCCAUUCAUAAUCACCAUUUUCUGGUGUCCAUUGAGAAACAUAUUCGUCCCUGUGUUUCUUAAUUGCUGGCUUGCCAAAGGUGCCCUGGAGAACAUGAUCAAUGAUUUCCAUCGAGCCAUCCAGAGGACCCACUCUGCCAUGUUCAACCAGGUGGUCAUCCUCAUCUGCACCUUACUGUGUCUGGUUUUCACUGGAGCUUGUGGGAUCCAGCACCUCGAGCGAGGGGCUGAGAAGACCCUGUCUAUUUUUGACGCGUUAUAUUUCUGCAUCGUCACCUUCUCCACUGUGGGCUACGGGGACGUCACGCCAAAGAUCUGGCCGUCCCAGCUGUUGGUGGUCAUCCUCAUCUGCGUUGCCCUGGUGGUGCUCCCACUGCAGUUUGAAGAGCUAGCCUACCUGUGGAUGGAGAGACAGAAGUUGGGGGGGAACUACAGCCGCCACCGGGCCCAGACGGAGAAGCACGUGGUGUUGUGUGUGAGCUCGCUGAAGAUCGACCUGCUGAUGGAUUUCCUUAACGAGUUCUACGCUCAUCCCAGACUUCAGGACUAUUACGUGGUGAUUCUGUGUCCGACAGAGAUCGACCUUCAGGUUCGUCGCAUCCUCCAAAUCCCUCUGUGGUCCCAGAGGGUCAUCUACCUGCAAGGAUCCGCCCUCAAAGACCAGGACCUCAUGAGGGCCAAAAUGGAUGACGCUGAAGCCUGCUUCAUCCUCAGCAGCAGGAACGAAGUCGACCGAACUGCUGCUGAUCACCAGACUAUUUUAAGGGCCUGGGCUGCAAAGGACUUUGCUCCCAACUGUCCCCUCUACGUCCAGAUUCUCAAACCAGAAAACAAAUUCCACGUCAAGUUUGCUGAUCAUGUAGUUUGUGAAGAGGAGUUCAAAUAUGCCAUGUUGGCGCUCAACUGUGUGUGUCCGGCCACGUCCACCUUAGUCACUCUCUUGGUUCACACCUCCAGGGGACAGGAGGGGCAGCUGUCACCCGAGAACUGGCAGAAGAUGUAUGGGCGCUGCUCGGGGAACGAGGUCUACCACAUCCGUUUGUGUGACAGCAAGUUUUUUGGGGAGUAUGAUGGAAAAAGCUUCACCUACGCCUCCUUCCACGCACAUAAGAAGUAUGGUGUGUGUUUGAUCGGCGUGAAGAGGGAGGACAACAAGAGCAUCCUCCUCAACCCCGGCCCCCGCCACAUCAUGGCCGCCGCGGACACCUGCUACUACAUCAACAUCACCAAGGAGGAGAACUCCGCCUUCAUCUUCAAACAGGAGGAGAAGCACAGCAAAGGUCUGUCGGUCUCCGGCCUCUACGACGCCCCCUCCAGGCUGCCCGUGCACAGCAUCAUCGCCAGCAUGGUUGAUCAGGCCACUUCAUAUGGAACCGUAGCCAUCGACCUCCAGAACCCCGAUCCGCCCGAGGAAAUCAGUAAGCUGACUUUGCCGACGGAGAACGGAGACGGAAGCCGCAGGCCGAGCAUCGCCCCGGUCCUCGAGAUCGCCGACUCCUCCGCCAUUCUGCCCUGCGACCUCCUCAGCGACCAAUCAGAGGAUGAGACCAACCAGUCAGACGAGGAGGGCUCUGUCGGGUCAGAUUUUGUGAAGGGCUACCCUCCGAACUCGCCCUACAUCGGCAGCUCUCCCACCCUGUGCCACCUCCUGCCACAGAAGGCUCCGUUCUGCUGCCUUCGCCUCGACAAGGGCUGCACACAUAGCAGCUUCGUGGACGCUAAAGCAUACGGCUUCAAGAACAAGCUGAUCAUAGUGUCCGCUGAGAUGGCGGGAAACGGCCUCUACAACUUCAUUGUCCCCCUGCGUGCGUACUAUCGGCCCAGGAAGGAGCUCAACCCCAUAGUGCUGCUGCUGGAUAACGCGCCAGACAACCACUUCUUAGAGGCCAUUUGCUGCUUUCCAAUGGUUUACUUCAUGGCUGGCACCAUCGAUAACCUGGACAACCUGCUGCAGUGUGGGAUCAUCUACGCCGACAACUUGGUGGUUGUGGAUAAAGAGAGCACCAUGUGCGCUGAGGAGGACUACAUGGCCGACGCCAAGACCAUCGUCAACGUCCAGACUAUGUUCAGGUUGUUCCCCAGCCUCAGCAUCAUCACUGAGCUCACGCACCCGUCCAACAUGAGGUUCAUGCAGUUCAGAGCCAAGGACUGCUACUCACUCGCUCUCUCCAAGCUGGAGAAGAUAGAGCGAGAUAAGGGCUCCAACCUGGCCUUCAUGUUCCGCCUGCCGUUUGCUGCAGGCAGGGUUUUCAGUAUCAGCAUGUUGGAUACGCUGCUCUACCAGUCAUUUGUUAAGGACUACAUGAUCGGCAUCGCGAGGCUCCUGCUCGGUCUGGACACGACGCCUGGCUCUGGGUACCUGUGUGUCAUGAAGAUCACUGAGGAGGAUCUGUGGAUCAGGACUUAUGGAAGACUCUUCCAGAAACUGUGCUCCUCCAGCGCUGAGAUCCCCAUCGGGAUUUACCGCACCGAGGCGCACAUGUUCUCAACCUCAGAGAGCAAGGACAGUUAUGCACAGUCUCAGGUGUCCAUCAACGUGGAGCACGGCGAGGAGCAACGGGAGCGCAGAGAUAUCUGGAAGGAGAAGGUGGCCCACAGGAACUCCACCACCAGCGACCAAUCGGAGCACCCGCUGCUGAGGAAGAAGAGCAUGCAGUGGGCGCGGCGUCUGAGCAGGAAGAGCGCCAAGCCGCCGAGUCGGACCGAGCGCAUCUCGCAGCAGAGACUCAACCUGUACCGACGCUCGGAGCGGCAGGAGCUGUCCGAGCUGGUCAAGAAUCGCAUGAAGCACCUGGGCCUGCCCACCGUCGGAUACGACGAGAUGAACGACCACCAGAACACGCUGUCGUACGUCCUCAUCAAUCCUCCUCCCGACACCACGCUGGAGCUCAACGACAUCGUGUACAUUAUCCGGUCCGACCCGCUGGCCCACAUGCCAGAGGACUCGCAGGUGGGGCAGCCUCGAGGCGCCAGGAACCAACAGGAGUUUGGCACCGAGACGAGAGAUGAGACUCACCUCUGAAGCCCCCUCAGCGCUCCACACUCUGACCCUCAACCCUCUCAGCUCCACCCGGGCCGGACGGAGCUCGUUUGUCUCACCAAGAUGAAGGCUUGUCUCGGGCCGAGAACGAGCGUCCGCAGUGAAUGUGCAUUAGGUGUCUCUCUCAGCCUCGGACCUGGAAGCAAGGAAUAUUUGAAGAGACUGUGCUGAGAGACCUGCUGGUUCCCCACUGAGCUGCUACAGGAGGAUGCAUGAAGAGUGCCUCGUCAUCGACCCCGACUCCCCUCGCACGCCCACGGAACGAGCAUGCGUCACGCCCUCGCCAAACCAUCUGAGAAGCAGGCACCGCUAACGACUCCCCAACCAGAACUGCGAUCGAUGUUGUGAGAGGUGUCAAAGUUUUUGAGGGGGUUUUCCCCUCAUGCACACAACAUCCUUUAAAAUCAUCACUUCACUCAUGCUUUUCUCAAGUGGGGGGGGUUUCCCUUGUGUCCACUUCCUCUACGCCUGUUUCUACCUAAACUCGCAAAAGAACCAAAUCUCGGGGGAUUCACACCCAGGGAUUAAAGGUGUUUGUGCUACAAAAGACUUCUGCCGUUUAGUUAAAAAGAUAAACAUAGGAUUUAACUUUAAACGACAAAACCCUGUGAUUAGUCGUUUGGGCGAAAUACAGGUUUGUCGCUCAAGUUGUCUUAUGUUGUGCUUUACCCUUGUUAUGUCAGUAGAUGGCGCUAAUCAGCUGGGAAUUUGUGAGCGACUGGGGUUAGUGGGUACGAUUCUCGUAAAGCAAAUUACCGGUAGAAAUUACACGCAACGUGCAGGUUAGAGAUCAAGUUAAAUCUUAACAAAACAAAUUUACAAAUGGAACGCACAACUGUAAAAUGUUUUUCGUUUAAAUGGCGUCAAAAGGAAACGUGACAGUAAAUCUGCUGUUUCAUUUCUUUUUAUUCCCUCUUUCUUUCUUUGGGCUUUAAUCCCUGUCCACCCUCCUGCACAGCUUCAGUCAGGUUUUACAAAGAGAAACAUUCUUUCAUUCACCCUGAGGUCAUAGCACAUAUGAACUUUCGUUUGGUUUUUAUUCUCUUUAUCUGACGGGACUUUCAUUGUCGUUCUGAGCACAAACUUUUUAACGACACAUAAUCAUCUAUGAAUAUAUAACACUUAUAUCAACCAUAUUACAUCAUCCUUUUCACUGUUGUGUCUUUGGAAACUGAACUUUUUCUCGUCGUUGUUGUUGAAAAGUGAUUAUUGUUAAUUUAUUCCAUCAUUUACAAUUAUUUUUAAUCAUAUCUGCUGCGCUGUUUGUGCCAUUUCCUUUUCACUUGAUUUAUUAUAUUUUAACAUUAUGUAUUUUAAAAGAAAUAGCACAUUACCAUUAUGUGCCACUCUGCAUCUAUGUCGUGAUGUCGGUGUUUAUUUUGAAGCCUGACCGAUACAUGAUACAUGCAGCUGCAUGAGAGAAAUCUCAAAAUAUUACCAGGUUAUAAGAGAUAAAUGUAUACAGAAUAUAUAUAUAUAUAUAUAUAUAUAUAAAGCUUAAGGCUCUUAUUUUGAAACAGGAGACAGGAAGGAAUCUUGUUAAAUCGUCACGGUCAUCAUCACAAGCAUGAUUGGUUGGAAAGACAUCAUGUGAGAAGAGAUGCGUAAAUACAGACGUGAUCCAUAUUUCAUUAUCCAGAUAACAACUUAUAAUACUGUCAUGAAAUGAUCAAAUUAUCGUACAAUGUGUAUUAUUGAUCGGUCGGAAAAAUGAUCGUGCAAAAACGAACAUUAUCGUACAACUGGCAGCCGUGAGAGGAGUUAAAAAAUACGUAAACUGACAUUUUCAUCAAUCAUGGAAUAUGUCAGUAUCGACCUGAAGGAAAUCUAGUAUCGGUCAGGUGCUAGUAUUUGUUUAUUUAUUCCUUUGAAGUCAAUGGUGCAUAUUAAUUUGAUCUUUCAGUUUUAUAGCUCUCAUCAUGUUGCAGCAGGAGCAGUAGCAGAACAGUUUUGCACAAAUACUGACACCGGCACACUUACGUCUAUUUUUAUCUUGUAAUCGACUGUCAGGUCCAAAAGUCUGACACCACCUGACCCACUCUAUUUCCAAAAAUGUAUUUGGAACGUGCUCGAGCUGAAAAUGAAGUGCUCUCCUUUUCCAGAUUGUACAGGUCACACUCCAUGUGCAGUGUUUAUGUUUCUUUUGAUCACUUGUCAGCUGCAGGUUUUAGUUCGAUCACUGUAAAUAGUAACUUUAUAUAUUCAUCGCUUGUUCAUCGUGUGUUGUUCUGUUUCCGUCUGUGACUCCGUGUGAUAACGAGUGAAGGAGGACUUGAACUAUGUUUGCACUAAGCUCUGCGAGGAAGUCGAGAGCAAAAGAGCAUGACCCUUUAAUCUGAAUCUGUGCAACACCGCCGACAGUAUUCAACCAUUCCAGUGAAGCUGAGACGUUGCGACUUCUGUCGAUUUGAAUUAUCUUGCAAUUCUUUGCAAACUUACUCUGUGCCAUUUUUAUUUUUUGUAUGUCUAACAAAUAUCAAGUGGUUGUCAGGGUGAAGAAAUCUGGGAUCGGCAAAAGUUUAUUUAAUGUUUUACAAUGUAUUUUGCGAAGAUUCCAGUUAGAGUGAACUCUUUGCUCGGUAGCCCCCCCUACAGGAGAGUCAGUUUACAGGGCAGGAGAGCUGAGGAGUGGAAGUGUGAGCGACCAGUGCUGGAUACGAUCGGCGUGUGAAUCCCGUCAUUUAGCGUCUUCCCGGGUCCUCGCUCCACAAAGAAAUCACUUCGGACCUCCUGCUGUCAUACUCGCAAACAACCACAAGGGGCAUGUAAACACUAAAAAGCAUGUUUUGAUAUACGAGCUUGCCAAGAAUGAAACAUUUUGUACAUUUAGCCGGAGAUGUCCCGUGAUGUCCCGUCGCUAGAGAAACCCAUAAUCGAGUCAACUGCUUGCAAGUUGCAGCCAUUAUUUGAUACUGUGUAUUUAUAUGAAUGGAACAUGCAUGUCGUCUCGGUGUUACCUCCAGUUUAUGAUUUCGAGUCAUUGUCAAAAGAGGAGUUUGAUCCAUUUUGUACGAUUUCUUAUGAGAAGCGAGUUCACUUCUCCACGUAUGAAACAUGAACAAAUAAAUGCUGCAUGCAGCCAGAUCCAA
This is a messenger RNA of Pleuronectes platessa (European plaice), 6962 nucleotides long. Its product is annotated as potassium channel subfamily T member 1. Gene Ontology annotation, molecular function: intracellular sodium-activated potassium channel activity. NCBI's taxonomy places the organism in Eukaryota, Metazoa, Chordata, Actinopteri, Pleuronectiformes, Pleuronectidae. Bases 136 to 3855 code for a protein of 1239 amino acids. Gene Ontology annotation, cellular component: membrane. The transcript is spliced from 33 exons. Gene Ontology annotation, biological process: potassium ion transport. The record is from RefSeq and is a predicted model, not a curated record.